Messenger RNA from Quercus lobata, 2202 nucleotides. RefSeq names its product receptor-like protein 6. The record is from RefSeq and is a predicted model, not a curated record. The coding region runs from base 1 to 2202 and encodes 733 amino acids. Lineage: Eukaryota; Viridiplantae; Streptophyta; Magnoliopsida; Fagales; Fagaceae. The transcript has a single exon. Gene Ontology annotation, molecular function: protein binding.
AUGUUCUUGAGCUCACUUUUUCAUCCCGCUUACUCUUCAUCUUCUAUUCGUCCAUUGUGUCGCAUUGAUGAGAGCUCUGCCUUGUUGCAAUUCAAGGAAAGCUUUAUUGUCAACUCCACCUGUGGAGGUCCUUAUGAUUAUCCUAAAGUUGCGUCGUGGAUGCUUGAAGGAGAAAACAACAGUUGUUGCUUGUGGGACGGGGUUGAUUGUGAUGAUGACACUGGUCAUGUGAUUGGCCUUAACCUCAGCAGCAGUUGCCUCUAUGGUUCCAUUAACUCUAGCAGUAGCCUUUUCCGCCUUAUGCACCUUCGGCAACUUGACCUCAGCUACAAUUUCUUCAAUUACUCUCGGAUACCAUCUACUAUAGGCAAUCUUUCCAUGCUGACAUAUCUCAACCUCUCUUAUUCCUUCUUUCAAGGUCAAAUUCCAUCAGAAAUUUCACUACUCUACAAAUUGUCUGUCCUCGAUUUGUCUAAUAAUUUUAAUUCAUAUUUACAACUUUUGGAGCUCAAAAGACCCACUCCAGAAAGCCUAGUACAAAACUUAACCAACCUAGAGAAACUUGAUCUCUCUGUGGUAGACAUAUCUUCUCCAGUUCCAAAUCAGUUGGCAAAUAUAGCCUCCCUGACUGCUCUUGCCCUCCAUGAUUGUAGGUUGGUUGGGCAAUUUCCAAUAAGGAUUUUGCAGCUACCAAACCUACAGUUUCUUGAGCUAUGGAGCAACUUUGAUCUCAAAGGUUAUUUGCCUCACUUGCAUUUGAGCAGUCACCUUAAGUAUUUGUCAGUGGGGCAUACUGGAUUUUCUGGUGAGAUACCUGCCUCAAUCGGAAGCCUGAAUUCCUGGGAACGUUUGGAUCUCAGAGAUUGUAAAUUCUCAGGGUUGAUUCCCCCUUCACUUGGUAAUCUUUCUAAGCUCACUAUUCUAAACCUUUCAGGAGACCAUUUUAGAGAACAGACACCUUCUUUCUUCUCAAAUCUCUCCCAACUAAUUCAGCUAUCAAUUUCCUCUUAUAACAUGAGUAGUGGGAGCUUGUCAUGGCUUAAUCAGCUCAACAAAAUUAAUCUUUUGCUCCUUCCCAAAAACAAUUUAAGUGAGUUUCCACCAUCUCUUGCCAAUUUCACCCAACUCACUGCUUUGGAUUUAAGCUCUAAUGAUUUCACUAGUCGCAUACCAUUUUGGGUUUUCAAUCUAACCAAAUUAGUUUAUCUGGAUUUUUCAUUAAAUAAGUUGAGCGGUGCCAUUUCAAGCUCUAUCUCUCAACUUGAGAAUCUUGAAUAUCUUGAUCUUUUUUCAAAUAAUUUAAGUGGCAUGGUGGAGCUAGACAUGCUACUUAGACUUAAAAACUUAACAGCAUUGUGUGUGUCAUUGAACAAAUUAUCAUUGCUCCCCCCAAAAAAUUCCAAUGCUACUCUUCAAAAGUUCAUGAUUUUGGGGUUGGCUUCAUGCAAUCUGAGUGAGUUCCCGAACUUCUUACAAAAUCAAGAUAGAUUGGGUUCCUUAGAUUUAUCCUUCAACAAUAUUCAUGGCCAGAUACCCCAAUGGUUUUGGAAAACAAGUACAAAAAAUCUGAUCUUUUUGGAUCUCUCUCACAACUUUCUAACCGGCUUUAGCCAAACUCUUGUUGUUCUUCCUUGGUCUCGUUUAUUCUUUCUAGACAUAAGCUCGAACAAGCUGCAAGGAUCACUGCCAAUUCCACAAUCCCUCAUCUUCUUCUAUUCAAUAUCAAAAAAUGAACUUACAAGAGAGAUCUCAUCAUUGAUUUGCAGUUUAAAUUUUCUUGAAGUUCUUGAUUUGUCGGAGAACAACUUAAGUGGAAAAAUUCCAAAAUGUUUGGGAAACUUUAGCAAUUCUCUCACCAUAUUGAAUUUAAGAAGAAAUAACUUGCAUGGCACUAUUCCUCACACGUGGACAAGUGGGAACAAAUUAAGGAUGAUUGAUGUGGGUGACAACAAGUUGAGAGGGCAAGUCCCAAAAUCAAUAGUCAAUUGUAUGUUGCUCGAGAAUCUUGAUCUUGGAAACAACCAGAUCAAUGAUAGUUUUCCCUUUUGGUUGGCAACCCUUCCUGAGUUGAAGAUUCUCAUAUUGCGCUCUAAUUAUUUUCAUGGCCCAAUAGCGGCUCCUGAAUUUAGUCUUGUGUUCCCCAAAUUGCGCAUCUUUGACAUUUCUUGCAAUAGUAUCACUGGUAGUCUACCUUCAAAUUAA